UGCAAAUUAUAUCAUAGUGUGCGUAACGUGAUAACUGUACAGUAGUCAAGUGUGCCAAUAUAUUGUUGUGCUACAUAAGGAAGUACCAACGGAUCAUAACACUCAGAUUAAAGCUUUUGUUAUCACAUGUGAGAAGACAAUGGAGCGAUUACAAAGAAACCUUAUGACAAGCUUUAUAUUUACAACAUUGUAUCUAGUUACAACAGAGGCAUGUAACGCAAGUGAGUUUCAGUGUAUAAGUGGGCAAUGCAUUCCAAUUGCAUUACAAUGUGAGGGCAGCAGUUUUGAUUGUGACGACCGUUCAGACGAGGUGAAUUGCACAGUUGGUGUUCAACCUUGUCCUGAGGGAAGACAUAGGUGCGACAAUGGAGAAUGCGUUACAAAUAGAAACGAAUGUCCAGUACAAACAACUUUAACAGAAUUAUCCACAUCCAUUGUAGAAACAUCAACUCAAAAUAUGAAAGAAACAACGCCAACAAACACAUUUCAGAAACAAUCGUUUACAUCAUCUAAGUAUGACAUUCAACCAACGGCAACACGUUCCAUACUUGAUAGUUCAACGCCAUUAGUUAAAAACGUUACAACUCCAGCUGAUGGCCACGAUCCUGAUAGCAAAAAUAACAGUCUUUAUUACUGGCUAUUUCUACUGUUGCUGAUACCGAUAUGUGGUUUUGGAUGCUAUCGAUGGAAGCGGCAAAGAACAAAACAAAAUGAAAUUGUAUAGACAUGAAUAUAGG
Molecule: messenger RNA, 737 nt
Organism: Mytilus trossulus (common blue mussel)
Lineage: Eukaryota; Metazoa; Mollusca; Bivalvia; Mytilida; Mytilidae
Product: low-density lipoprotein receptor-like
Exons: 5
Coding region: 140-724 (194 amino acids)
Molecular function (GO): protein binding
Source: RefSeq, a predicted model, not a curated record